AUGGGAGAGAGGUCUUUGUAUCUAAACGGUGUUUCUUGGGACGAUGUGUUUUUGGCGGGAGUGAACGCUGGAGUAAUCACGAUGAUAUGGACAAUGACAGAGCUAACAAGACAUCCGAGAGUGAUGAAGAAACUGCAAGAAGAGAUUCGAAUAACACUUGGAUCCAACAAAGAGAGAAUCACAGAAGAAGAUUUAGAGAAAGUUGAGUACUUGAAGCUAGUGAUCGAGGAAACAUUCAGAUUACACCCGCCUGCUCCUCUCUUGCUACCAAGGCUAGCAAUGGCUGACAUCAAGAUUCAAGGCUACAACAUUCCCAAGAACACCGUAAUCCAGCUCGGCCUUCUUAACCUUCUUUACUUCUUCAACUGGAGUUUGCCCAUCGGAAUGACCAUUGCAGAUAUUGACAUGGACGAAUUCGGAUCUUUAAACAUCGCCAAGAAAGUCCCUCUUGAGCUCGAUGUGGUUUUGGCGGGAGUGAACGCGGGAGUAACAACAAUGAUAUGGCUGAUGACAGAGCUAAUCAGACAUCCAAGAGUAAUGAAGAAGCUCCAAGAUGAGAUUCGAACAACACUCGGACCAAACAAAGAGAGAAUCACAGAAGAGGAACUAGAGAAAGUUGAGUACAUGAAGCUGGUGAUCAAAGAAACAUUCAGAUUACAUCCACCUGCUCCACUCUUGCUCCCAAGACAAACAACGUCUGACAUCGAGAUUCAAGGCUACAACAUUCCAAAGAACACCAUGAUCAAGAUCAACACAUACACGAUAGGGCGUGAUCCCGAAUGUUGGACCAACCCUGAAGAAUUCGUUCCCGAGAGGUUUUCGAAUAACUCUAUCAACUACAAGGGUCAGCAUUUCGAGCUCUUGCCCUUUGGAGCUGGCCGUAGGAGCUGUCCCGGUAUGGCCUUGGGGAUCACCAUUCUUGAGCUUGGCCUUCUCAACGUUCUUUACUUCUUCGACUGGAGUUUGCCCAAUGGAAUGACUAUUGAAGACAUUGACAUGGAAGAAGCCGGAUCUUUAAACAUCGCCAAGAAAGUCCCUCUUGAGCUUGUACCAUCUCUUCAUCACUCGUCAUGA
Messenger RNA from Thlaspi arvense, 1074 nucleotides. The record is from the annotation of a GenBank genome assembly. NCBI's taxonomy places the organism in Eukaryota, Viridiplantae, Streptophyta, Magnoliopsida, Brassicales, Brassicaceae.